ACUAAGGCUCUUUGUUCAAUCUGGCUUGUUGUAUUGUCAGAUUAUGCACUUUAAACACUUAGUUUCUGUCCUUGGAUGUAUGCAGAAUAAUUCCAAAGGGGUUUAAAUCAAGAGAAAAUCUUACUAAAUCACCUUCAUGCUGAAAUCUGAAGAUCAAGAUGAAGACUGUGCCAAAAAUGGCUAUGAUUUUCUGAAAUCAAGCUUGUCUAGUAUUAUAACUCAAGAUACCCGAACUAAAAUUGACUCAUUGAUCCAAGAAGUUGCCUCCUUGAAAGAUGUUGAAAAGCUUCUGUUUUGUCUACUACUACCCGUGGAUAAUAAUCAUGGUUCCCACUGUCUCAGCAACACUUCUUUCGGUCUUGCGGGUGAUGAUCUGGACGUCUCUUCGGGUUACGACGUCAAUUCUUUGGGUAUCGGCCUCUUCUCACCAGGUGGACAGUCUUCUCUUCACUUAUCAAACCAAGUGGAACAGAGUCAAGCUUACACGUGGAUUAUGUCUCAUCUGGAAGAAGAUCCUUCAACGUGUUUAAGAAAAGAUGAGGUAUAUGAUGACUACAGAGCAUAUUGUGAGAAGCAUCACAUGAAAACUCUAAAUACAGCAGAUUUUGGAAAAGUCAUGAAACGCGCAUUUCCAAAUGUAAAACCACGACGUUUGGGUCAACGAGGACAGUCUCGAUACUGCUAUGGUGGGAUGCGUAAAAAGACAGAAAUCCAGCCACCCUAUCUACCUGAUCUCACCAAUGAAGCUCUUGGUAUUAGCUCCCAAAACAUGGCUGGGAGAUGUACUGGUUCACCUGGAAGUAGUUCUGGUGGAAGUUUCGAAGCUGGAUCUCAAAGGCAUAUGUCAUCAAAUAGUCCAUUAAUUCGUCUUCUGAAGUCCAACGGAUCUGAUAUUGAUACUAGCAGUUGGGCUGAUGAUCCAUCUGUACGAACUGCCUUAGGAAUUCGAGGUUCUGUGGUUGCAGACGUGGCUCAUAUUCUCCUGGAAUAUGGUCACCAAGUUUUUGGUGUGCAGUUCAAGUCGCUAUUUCAGCUUGCCCAACAUCUUGUUGCUAACCGUUAUGUUAACUCCAGAUCCAAGCAUGCGUUUGCUUUGAUCGCUCAUGCUGCUAACCCUCCGAGUUCUUUUUCACCGCCACCUACUACAGCGCUCGCUGAAAUGCUUCAAAAAGGCUCUGUGAAGUCAGCAUUCGGAAAAAUACGAAAUGGACGUCAGAAUUCGUCUACCAGUGAUUUAUCAUCAUGUAAAUCGGAAUGUACUAAGAAUGAAAGUUUCCAUACACUAACAAACAAUAUUGGCUCCCCAGUCACUGCUGUCUCUCGAUCAGCUGCACCAGAUAAUAGACAUCAAAAUCUUCCCAUUCCUAAUAUCAAUCAUAAUUUAAAUAAUCAUGGAGUACAUUCUGUCCCACCUGUCGUUGCCUCUGGAGAUAACCCUUCAAUACAACCGCCGCAUUGUAGCACUCCUCAACGUGGUGGCUGUUACAAGCCAUAUGAACUACAGACUUCUUUACCACAAACUAGUGGAGUUGGUGCAUAUACAGCUGCUGUCCUAGCCUCUCCGUCUGCAUUCCAGUCAUCCAAUCAGCAAUUAUCUAAUUACCCGUUCAGCUUUAGUCAGAACUUUCGGAAUAACGCUAUCAACCACCCAUAUUCUCACAGUGGUGCACCUGGUUUAGCACAUCCGUCUACCGCAAUGGCUUUAGCUGCAGCAGCCGCUGUCGCAGCACAUCAGAAACAACAAUCUGGUGUGCCAAAUUUUCCUCCAUGUGUUUUGGGGUCUACUUUCUCGUCAACACUUGGUCCGACUCACAGUCCUGCAUCACCAUCUGUUGAUCCACGACACGUUACUACAAACACUAAUGCAUCUACUCCUCCUAUUGCCCACAGGGAAAAACAUUCCGGCAUUUUGGAAACAUCCACACCAACGUCUCAAUCUGAUUCAGUGUAUACAAACUUGGGCGGUUAUCAUUCGCCAAUUGCAAACAGCUCGAUGUAUCCUGCCCAUCAAAUUACAUCUCCAUAUCCCAGAUCCCAACAACCGCCUGCCCCACUUCCUCCUGGCGUGGGUGCACGCAGCCCUUAUGCUCAAGUUUCACAUCUGUCUACAACGACUACGGACUCUAACCAAGUGGGAUUCAAGCGAACUGUCCUACCACAUCCGGGAGAAGCCCCAGGUGCUUACGAACCAUCGCCACGAUUUCACCUAGGCGGUCAAAGUCCUAACAAACGUGCUCGUUAUUUAUCUACAGCCUCUGGUUCGAGUUCUAAUUCUUUGUCAACAGAUGGUCCAUCACUCAGCGGUGUUAGUUUUCCAGAUGGUAAUGAACGGUAUUCUGAACAAGUGACACCAAUUAUUACCCAUAACACUUUGACUGUUCCUUCACCAGCGAGCAGUGGAAGCAGUUCAUCUAAUCCACCUCAGAUUCCUACCGGAUAUACUGGAUCUUGCGGUACUACCCGUCAAUAUAGCAUAAGCACUCUUGAUCAGUCACCGUCUAUGCCUUCUCCUUAUUAUCCUGGUCGCUAUGAAGGGCUUGAGAUGCAUAGCCCCGCACCACCAUCACAUGGACAUAUGAGAUCUCAUCAUGUUCAAAACAAUGCUGGUUCGUCUCAUUCGUCUUGGAAUAUUCCCGGUCCCUUAUCAUCUAAGACCAAUCUGUUUGACCAGCAACCAUCUGACUAUGUAAUGAACUCUAGAAGUCAAAGUUAUAACUCGAAUCUUUCUGUUUCAACCUCUGAACGCACAAAUGUUACAACAGUUUUUCGUCCUCCAAUUACUCCUUUCACUCUGGAUCUGGAAAGUGAAGAUGAUGGAGAUAGUUUGCCUAGGUUAGGCACAUCUCCAGGACCGCAAAUACCUCCUAGUUCACCUACAGAAUUUCUACCAUUUUAUUCUGAAGCUGCUAACAAAUCUGCUCAAGCUCAACUACGACAAAAACAUUUUACUGAACUUACACCAAGAAUUCAUAAUACACCAGACAGUGAUGAUCGUGGAACCAAUUCUGAUAAUAGUUCACCAUGUAUAACGCUUGUAAAUCGGGAACGAUCAGAUAUUCGAAAUAAUUCACAUAUUAAAUCCAACGAAUUUGUAACUACUACUCCAAUGACUAAUCCUGUUUCACAUUCUGAUGAAAUGUUGUCCCCAUGUUCAUCAGAUUCAAAUGAUCGUACUUUAACUAUCCUUGACAAUUUAGGCGAAGUAAAUACACCACCAAUGCCAGAUGGUUUAGCUGAUGCUCCAUCUCCAAGUGAAGUAAUCAAAACAAGUUCUAUGGUUCGAAAACGUGAAGAAUUGCAGCAUGAAUUGAGCACGCCUGGUCCAGCUGAAGGAAGCAGAUCCCCUUCUUGUCCCAAUAACUCAGGCUCUGUUCAGUGUACAAGUUCCGCAGAUGUGAGUAUCACAGCGUUUUGAAUUUUGUGUUCGGUUCACUGAAAAUAUAUUGUUCCGCAUUUACUUAAUUUCUCUUAAGUGGAUUAUUAUUAGGAAAUUAUUCCGUGGAUAAAUAGUUCAUUUUACAAAAUAUACCCUAAAUCCAUCUCGUGAUAAUUCUGACAACUGAACAAUAAAUAAAAGCAAAAUUAUUGAAAAAACUCUAGAUUCUUUUUAAUUUUACAAUCGCUAUUCUACCUCCAAAAGGUUUAAUAAACAUUACUUUAUUUUUUCAACGUAAGAAUCUGUACGACUUUUCACACUUCAUCUUAUUUUUUUAAAUACGCUUUUGAUAUGUACAUUUUUAUAUAACGAUUUUUUUUCUGUAUCUGUUCGUGUUCGGUGUAUUCCUCUUUUUUAUUGAAUAUUUUUUCACUUGGUUUAUGAGAACAACCAAAGAGUCUUUUACAUUGAUAUCUUAUCAACUAUAUAAUUUAAUCAGAUUUUCAGCUUCCUCUGUUGUGUACUUUCAGUUGUUUUUUUACAAUUCAUAAGCUAAACGACAGUGAAUUUCUAGCCAUAAGUUUUCCCAUUUUUACUGUAUCUGCAUAUACCAAAGUUUUGUAGUUUCAUAUAUGACCAAUUGAGAAACCUGUAAAGUUUUUUCUUUUUUGGCUCAAACACCAGUCAUUCAUCUUUUUGAGUGUGAAAUUAAAC
Messenger RNA from Schistosoma turkestanicum, 4090 nucleotides. NCBI's taxonomy places the organism in Eukaryota, Metazoa, Platyhelminthes, Trematoda, Strigeidida, Schistosomatidae. The record is from the annotation of a GenBank genome assembly.